Molecule: messenger RNA, 960 nt
Organism: Gordionus sp. m RMFG-2023
Lineage: Eukaryota; Metazoa; Nematomorpha; Gordioida; Chordodea; Parachordodidae
Product: androgen-induced gene 1 protein-like
Exons: 6
Coding region: 85-780 (231 amino acids)
Cellular component (GO): membrane; endomembrane system
Source: RefSeq, a predicted model, not a curated record
AGUCACAUAUCACUUGAGCGACCUCGCGCUAUAUCACGCUUAUUAAUUUUCUUCAAUCGCGUUAAUUUAUUAAAAUAAAUUUUGAUGAAUGAACAGCAUUCGAAAAAAACUUAUAUUUCUUUAAUAUUCCAUAAUUUAAUAUUUUGGAUUUAUCUUUUAGAUCUAUAUUACCACUUCUUUAGUUUAAAAUUACUCUCUAUUAGAACAUAUGCCGGUGAAUGCAAAUAUUUAACUAUAUGGUGCCUGUGUGUGCAAACCUUAUAUUUUGGAAUUGCUACACUGUAUGAUCUUAUUUUCAAAAUAAAUGAAGAAAAAUCUAAGAAUUUAAAGAAAAUUAGAGAUUACAUAUGCACUACUUAUGCUUUUCCAAUGGGAACUGCUGUUUCCAUUUUAUUUUGGGCUUUAUAUGCUGUAGACAGGGAAUUAGUCUAUCCGAAAUUCCUUGAUGAAUAUAUUCCAUCUUGGCAUAAUAAUAUAUUACACACAGGGCCUAUCGUGUUUUUAUUAAUGGAUUCAUUUAUUUGUCACUAUGAUUUUAAACCAUUUAAAUCAAGGGUUAAACACUUAAUUGGAUUUAUUUGUAUAUAUUAUACAUGGUUAAUGUGGGUUAGAUUCUUUGGAAACGUUUGGAUAUACCCCAUAUUUCAUGUAUUAUCAACUUAUGAAAUAUUCUUAUUUCUUUCAGUCAUUGUGCUCUUGUUUAUAACUUUCUCCUUUUUGGGCCAAAAAGUCAACCAAAUCAUUUGGCGACCUAGCAAAAUUCCAAAGAAUAUGCUUUAAAUAUAUCGCAAGUCAUUAUUACUAGAAGCAAAAUUCCAAAAUGUAUUGAAUCUCAAAUUUAUAAUUUUUAAAACAAUGCUUUACCUAAUUAAUUUAUUAGCAAAAUGUUUAUUUAAAUGUAAUUUAACUAAUAAAAAACCGAUAAAAUUAAAACUUUUUAUUUUGGAUGAUAAAAAAAAA